GUAAUAAGGGCGGAGUUUCGUGGACCAGGCAGUGGAAUUAGCAGAGAUGUUCUCAAGAGUGUCUGCGAAUUUCAACUGGCAAAGCAACCGGUGAAACCUUCGGAGUUCUCCAAGUAGCCAGAUCUAGCAAGCACGGACACUGCGUAUACUUUUUUACUUACAGUCAUUCUUAUUAUAUCUAUUGCUUUGUCGCAGCUUAAUCAUGUCAUAUUUUGGAGGAUAAAUUAAAUUGAUUGAUGAGUCAUUACUGCUUUGUGGGUAUUGAUUUGCAUAGCAUAUUUUACGCAAAUUAUGCUGUUAAUUUCUACUAGUCUUUGAAUUUCAAGAAACGCUUAACUUUGUUUUGCUACUAUUUGACGCAAAACGAAAACAUCCGGCUUUUCCUGAGGAAAAUACGGUUUAAAGGCAAGAAGAAAUACUGGUGUGCUAAGCCGGUGUCCCGCUCGGAGUUGGAUUGUCGUUUGUCCGUCCCUCCUGCUUCUUUUCUUCUUGCGUCAGUUUGUAAGUCAGCUCCCUGCUGGACGUGACAAUGCGCUCGUUGCUUUCACACAACUUUACAGAGGAGGGAUACUGGAAAAUCUGAGUGAAUUGCCAAGCAAUCUUUACUGGGAUUUGCACUCCGACUACAAACCACGGUGCUUGAGGGACUGCUUCUGGCUGGAUCUGUCUGUCAAUCUAUGUCACUUGCAAGCGAUUCGGACUGAUUCCUGAAAUUAAAAACGGAUGACACACUCGCGAUGAGAUUUUUUAUCUGUCUCGUCAAGUUGAUAACUGCUCUACUACCGCUGUCACCUGCUCAGAUAUUAUCUUCUUCCAGUGUAAGCAGAACUUCUGAAGUGAUGCCAUUUCAGGAAGUAUACAGAAGGAGUUUCUGCCGCACCAUUGAGAAACUAGUGGAUGUCAUUCAGGACUACCCAAAUGAGCUGGAGCACAUCUUCAGCCCUUCGUGUGUCCCACUGCUGCGCUGUGCAGGCUGCUGUGGGGAUGAGAACUUGGAGUGUGUUCCUGUUAAAACCUAUAAUGUCACUAUGCAGCUUUUGAAAAUCAAAAGAGAGAGACAAGAGUACAUUGAAAUGACAUUUAUUGAGCAUCAAAGUUGUGAAUGCAGACAAAAGAAAGACACAAUUAAACUGGAAAGAAGAAAACAGAGAGGAAAAGGA
Messenger RNA from Polypterus senegalus (gray bichir), 1160 nucleotides. It is a transcript of the gene pgfb, whose product is annotated as placental growth factor b. Gene Ontology annotation, biological process: induction of positive chemotaxis; positive regulation of mast cell chemotaxis; positive regulation of endothelial cell proliferation. The record is from RefSeq and is a predicted model, not a curated record. Lineage: Eukaryota; Metazoa; Chordata; Cladistia; Polypteriformes; Polypteridae. Gene Ontology annotation, cellular component: membrane. The annotation marks the transcript as partial. Gene Ontology annotation, molecular function: chemoattractant activity; vascular endothelial growth factor receptor binding; growth factor activity. The transcript has 6 exons.